GUCUCCAGAAUCACGCCUGAUUUCAACCAAACCAUAGAAGCCAACCUUGUUUUUUUUUUUUCAUUGAUAACUUGGACGAAAUUUCUGAGUUUGGUUGUUGUUCGCGACUUUCACGCAUGACUGCACUCGAUCUGCAUAAUGCACUUUUCACAUCAGACAAAGGACUCCAUGCUACGCCUACGCCCGCUCCCAUGACACGUACGCACACACGUAUUCUUUCACUCACGACAGUCCAAGAACAAUCACACGAUCCCACAUCUCCAACUUACAACUCCCCCACCUACCACGACCUACUCUCACGCCAACCACUCCACCCAGACGGUCCACGACAUUGGGACCUCGGUCUUGACCUCACAGGAGACCCAAUAACAGCAGCAGAAUGUAAAAGCCUCGAAGACCGGUUCAUAAAAGCAAAACUGCGUCGUUUAAAGUGGAUAUGUGGAGUUUUUGAAAUUGUUUUUGGUACAUGGGCUAUAUAUUGCACGAUUCGCUAUUCCCUCGCAUUCCAAACGGCUUUUACGAGCGAUGUACCCAUACGCACGCUUGCGCUCGUGCUAUGCGUUGUUUCUGGGAUUACUGUCGCGGGAGUGGUUGUAACACUGUUUAUGCCGCUUCUUCCUGAUGGUGGAGAUGGACUCGUUCGUUCUGCGAGGAUAGUCUUCAGAGGGUGUUUUGUUGUGUUGAUACUUGCGACGGCGAUCGUGAAUCUUGUGUUUGUUUUGGUGUGGAGACCCGUGGAUAGAUGUGGGUGGGAUAUGGAUAUUUCGUGGUCGGCGACGGUUGCGAUCGCUGGAGAUUCGACAGCGAGCCAAUGUCGUACUGCGAGUCUUGCAGCUUGGACGAUCGUUGCGUCCUUAAGGCUUAUUGCUACUUUGAUCAUGGUGUUGUUGUACCUUUACUUCCUCAGAGCGUAUUCUGAAGCGAGGCACCCUUCGAGAUAUACCAGGGACAUGUACUACCCUCCAUUAAUGGCCUCGGAUGAUGUUGUAAACUCGCCUGUAUCCACUAUCGACUCACCUAUAUCGACUCUCGACCCAUCACCAUCGAGGAUGUACUUCAACAAGCUAAUACAGCCUCAAGCUGCACUAGGAAGGUCUAACUCAACGUUAGCACUCACUAAUUCAAGUGUCACCCUUGCGUCUUCCAUCUCCCCUUCCCCCUCCCAUUGUCACUCUCACUCCUACUCCCAUCUAAGCACCCAAGCCAUGCACACACAAUCCUCCAACCCCGCACCCCGAACUUCCAACCCGAUAUGGCGAAAUUGGACAAAUCUGCGGCUAUCAAUACAAGACCAUCAAAGGCACAAUAGUCUUUCCGAGACACCCACACCCCGCAUGCUCCGCCGCAAGAACCGCAUUACUAUCCCGAGUGAACUUAUCUUGCUGAAUGCGAAUACUAUUACCCGGUGCCUGGGAGGAGUGCACGAAAGUGUGUGCCGCCGGUCUUGGUCUUGGUCCUGAUGCCUCGUCGCGGGUUAUUUCAGGGUCGGACCACUCUGUGGGCGUCACUGAAGGUCAGGGUGUGUGUCCGGUGGAGGGCCGCGGGAUCAGGACUGAUUCUGUGGG
Messenger RNA from Suillus subaureus, 1565 nucleotides. RefSeq lists its product as uncharacterized. The transcript has 3 exons. Lineage: Eukaryota; Fungi; Basidiomycota; Agaricomycetes; Boletales; Suillaceae. Bases 117 to 1460 code for a protein of 447 amino acids. The record is from RefSeq and is a predicted model, not a curated record.